Molecule: messenger RNA, 1750 nt
Organism: Caenorhabditis auriculariae
Lineage: Eukaryota; Metazoa; Nematoda; Chromadorea; Rhabditida; Rhabditidae
Source: the annotation of a GenBank genome assembly
AUGCCGAGGGGCAGAAAACGGGACAUCGAUUUAAUCGACACGGGCCAAGAUUCGAAAAUCAAAAAAGAUGAUCUAGCCAGCCGGCCAUCAAAUGGUUAAUUUACAAUACGAUGAUCAAAAGUUCAACAGUUGAUUUUUCAAAAUAUCCCUCUUUAGAACCAGAGACGACGUUAGACUCAGUGAACCAGAUAGAAGUGCAAAAUAUUAAAAGAAGUGAGUUCAUACUUUGCUUCAAACUGUUGAUAGUUUUAACAAAGAUACAGGAAGCGGAUGAGCAGGAAGAUGAUGGUUUUCCGAAAAGUACGACAAGUGAUUUCGUGAACAGGCCUAACCCUAAAGAGCAGAAGCCGGCAGAUGACGUCACAAAGCAACACAACAGCGCGACCGCUUCAACCUCAUCCUGCUCGGUCAGGCUUUUUUAAAUACUCAAGUUUACGGAAAACUCCGAGGAAAAUGACCGUUUUCGAUUCAGAACCAGUUCUCGCCGGCCUCUCUUGCUCCACAUGAACUUGCUCAGCGUUUUCUAUUCACCGCUGACGGUAGUCGAACGAUCCCCUAUGCACAGAACAAGGUUCGAUAAAUUUUUUGAAAUCGAAAAAAAAAAUCGAAUACAGGAACUGAUCCGAGAAUUUCUCGCUGAACGCAAGGAGAUCAAAGUGGACCAUCUGACAGAAGCGGCCCUUCUGGCUCGGGGAACCGAUAAAGAAAUGCAACUUCUCACUUUGGCCGGUUAUGGAUUGAUUGUCAGAGAAAACCCACUAAAAAUCCAAAUGCACUAAAUUUUGAAGAUAAAUCGUGAGCUAGACAGAUUAUACGACAUCGUGAAUUACAGCAGCCGGUCUAGCAAGUCUAACGGAGUGCACACGGUACUUUUUUCUAUCUUUUUGCGAUUAGGAAAAAAAUCUAAGAGAUUUGUUUGCAGACUGAAGUGUCGCUACUUCCGACGUCGCGAUUCAACCACGACGCGGUUUUGACGCUGUCGCCUCUGACCUCGCUCAUCCACGAACUGUCCGGCGAGACUUGCGACUUGGCCACCGCCGCACUCGCCGGACCUCUGCCCAAUGUUUCCACCGUCAACAGCAUCGUCACGCAGCUUGUCUCCAACGUUUUGCACAGUGUCAGUCUCUUUUCUUUCUUUUCGAAGCUUUUGUUGAGCUGUAGAAAUUCAGGUUGACGUAGUCUUUUGUAGACUCCCAUCAAUACAACCUUUGUAUUUAUUUAUUUCAAAAUGGAGUUUUGUAGAUUUUUGAUGAGCACCCGGAUAGUUUGGUUCUGACGGCAGCCACAUCGAAUACGACUUAUGUUAGACUUCAUCACGACUUCAUAUUUAAUCUUGUAGGUAAGACUAUUUGAUGUUUUCCCACACUAACUCCCAAAGUGACUUUAAAAUUUCUACUCUUUUCUGAAUUGGUGAAAGUUUGUGAGUCUCAGAUAUAAUCGCAGCCGCGACCAAUCUGCAAACGUGCGUCGCCGACGCGCAACAGCAGAUGAAACAGCGUGCCAACAUUGGAAAAAUGGUUCGCUCGCAGUCGAUCAACUUCUUGUGAGUUGUCGAAACUCAUCUGAAAAGCGACUGUUGUUCAGCGACAACAAGCGGAAGGCGUUCGUCAAGACCAACUCCAAGUCGGAGCUUCAGGCCCUUCUCCGACGAGUCCACGACCGAAAGCUGCUCGAUCCAACGGAAGGAAUCGUGUUUCCCAACGGCGAUGAGGACUCCCAAGAGUCGCAAAACAUCGAGGAUGACGAGUAG